CUCAACUCAGUCAGACACAAAUUAAUCGAUCCGCGAGUUCAUCAAUCAAUUUUUUAUUCUUGAAGCAGAAAAAAAUAAUUUUUUUUUUUUAUAAAAAAUGGCCGAUGAACCACAAGCAGCUGCUCCUCCCGCCGAGGGCGAAGCUCCAGCAGAAGCACCCGCUGCUCCAGCUGAACCUGAAUGGCAACCACGUCGAUUGACAUUGUACAAACAUUGGGUCCGACCACAAUUCUUGCAAUACCGUUACAUGUACGAUUAUAGAUACAAUUAUUACGAUGAUGUGCUGGAAUAUUUAGACAAAAAGAGUGCAGGGGAACAAGUUGAACUUCCAAGACCUCAAUAUUGGGCUGAACGAGUUAUCAGAACGCAACAAAAGAAAGACAGUGCUGAUCCAACCUACACUCCACACUCAUACGAAUCAACCAAGAAACGUACUGACCGACGACAAGUCACAACGUUGUCCAACAACAUCAACUCUCACAACUACCACAGCAGAGGUUACAUGGGAUUGAAGUACUCACGACUUUUGUAAAAAAAAAACACACAAAAAAAUUUCCCAAAAAAAAUUAUUUUGUUGUUUCCCGAAAAAAAAAACUCAUAGUUCUCUCCACAUUUUUAUGCCGUCCUAAUCAUAGAAUAGCAUCUACCUACAAAAAAAACUAAAAAUGGAAAAAAUGUAAAAAUCUUCCAUUAUAGUAUUGAAUUAACACGAAAGAGAUAGAUAAUGAAGAAGGAGAACAUAGCAUUAGAAAUUAUCUUUAAUUAAUUAAUAUGUGCCAAAAAACAAAACAUCUUUUGAGUUAGAAAUGUAAUUUUAUCCUCGUGUGUUAAAUUUUUUCUCACUUUUAUUGUUGAAUAGUUUGUAAGACAGAAAAAAAAUCAGAAGGAUGAUUUAACUAUUAUUCUCUAAUUAUUUUAUUAUUAAAUGCUAGAUCUUAAUUGUUGUAAAUUAUAUCAUUUACUUACUUACUUCUAUUUACUUACACUCAUGAACUCGUAAAAAAAUAAUUGUAUAUGAUGAACACUUUUUAAAUUGUAUGUU
Molecule: messenger RNA, 1042 nt
Organism: Culicoides brevitarsis
Lineage: Eukaryota; Metazoa; Arthropoda; Insecta; Diptera; Ceratopogonidae
Product: flightin
Exons: 3
Coding region: 98-532 (144 amino acids)
Source: RefSeq, a predicted model, not a curated record